AUGCCUUCCAACGCCAUUACCACAACUGCUGCUGCUGCCACUGCCAACCAGGCGCUGAUUGCUCUUCUUGACAGGCUGAAUCAGCUGGUUGAACAGGUCCUGCGGUCCCAGUCAGAAGAGGAGAAAAUGGGAUUGAGCCGGACCAUUGCGUCUCAAUUGAACGAUGCAAUCCGUUCUUACCAGACAGUGGCUACCUACAUCCCCCUUCACCUGCUGUCAAUGGCAGCCGAAAUCCAUCGGGCUCAGAGGGGUACCAUGUGCUUGGUGCAAGUACCGGAUUGGAAUCUAGUUGGGAGCAAUGAGGACAUCUGCCAGGGUCAUCCCUUAUACCCCAAGACAUUGGGUCCGGCACCCAAUCACCUGCACCACCUUCCCUGUUGCCUCCUUCAAUCGCUACUUUACCGGCUCCCAGUACAACAAUUGGCAUCCCUGGAGUGCCAGCCCCCCCGUCCGGUCAAGAAGGCCCGGAAGGCUGCCCAGAAGUCAAAGUGGAUCUUGACCGACACCGAUACUGACACUGAUCGGAUCCGCAUUGGGAAUGGUAAGGUGAAAGGCAAAGGGAAAGGGAAUGCAAAGGGAAAGGCAAAGGCAAGGUCACCGUCACUGGAUAGUGACAUUGAGCAAAUGACAAUCGAUGUUGAUGAUGAUCUGGAAGUUAAUACCCGGAAUUCAACACGCAACAUGAUGAAUAAGCCGAUAUUUAUGUUCACAGAAAUUACGGGCGUGGUCAUCAAUACACGGCUGAUGCCACCUGCAACAGCGGAUGUGACUGAUUCAGAAUACGAACCAGAGGAAGAUGAUGAAGAUCGAAUGGAGCCCACUGAUGACUCCCAAUCCAAGCGAAAGCCAAAUGUCAAGCCGGCCAAAGGAGAAGAACCGUCCAAGUCUGGCAAAUAUGGCGCAGGAGCUGACCAGCCCAAGGUGAAGGGCAAGGGCAAGCGUCCACAUCCGAAACCCAUUGGUGCACCUCUACUGCCAUGUGAGAGAUGCACGAUAAUGCACUUGGAAUGUGAGAGCUGGGUGACCAAGAGGGGUGAGGUUGCCCAUACUUGCACCCUUUGCAAUAAAUGGAGGAUGAAAUGCAUCCGGCCGAUGCAACCGGACACACCUGCAACUGGUACCGGUACGACCACCACGCCUACCCCGCCUGUCACACCCAUCGCCACUCGAUCAAAGACCACCGCAAAGAGCAAGACUGACAUUAACGCUCAGCAUCCGAGUCCCAUCCCAGAGGAACCGGAUGUCAAUGUUGAGAUGGACGCUGGAGUCACAACCACCGGUCUUCCCAGUACUGCCCCAGAUGAAGUACCUGCGGUAUCUGCAGACAAUUUUUGUGUGGACCGGUGGAUCGAACUUAUGGAUGACAGCAUCUUACCUCCAGCACCAUUCAUGGACACACCGGACGAUAUCCGGUACUCGCCCAUCUAUCCGGCUCGUACUCAAAGACCUCCCUCCCCUCCAACUACUUCGAUACCUCUUCAGUCUCACCAGCGUCCCUGUCUUUUAACUGAUUUGGAGAUGCAAGCCAUGUUGGCCCAAAUUCAGAUCAACAUGGAUCAGCUCCGCACAUGUGAUGACAUGAUUCAUGAUGAGCUGUCUCAUUGCAUCGACCGGCUGCAAGCUGACUAUACAGAGCAAUUGAACAGCCAGAAGGGACUGGUGGAUCACUUGACUGUUCAGAUGGGCGGCAUUGCCCGGUACCUCAGGGACAACUCAAGAACCACUGCAGCAAUGGCCUCAACUCCACCCUCAUUCAAUCCACCACCCAUUGUCAUCCCCGGUACCCCCAUAUUUCCUGAGAUUGGCUCCAUCAGUGCCUUGGGUCGCGCCAUCACCAACAAUGUCUUUACUCCAGAUGUGUUUUCAACCAAUGCACGCCCUGGUGGCAAUGGCUCACCGGUCACAAGGCAUGAGCAGGCACCCGCACCCGCCUCUACCUCUACCUCCACCAUCAACCCUGUGCCUACCACAGGGGAAUCCGGUCCACCCAUGCAUCCGGUUGGUGCACUUCUGGUACCACCUUCCACUGUCCCAAUGGAAUCUAUGCCCUCUACUAGCACUCUUCGCACGUUCAUCACCGGGCCAUCAAAUGUGCCAGCAGAUGGUCAGUCCAUCUCAGCUCCUUUGCCCAACCGGUCAUUUGCACCUCAAUCCCGUCAACAAGGUCGGUCAGUGAGUGCUAGGCAUGCUAAGAACACUUCCGGUAAUGGGCCCAAGUAA
Suillus discolor is the source of this 2220-nucleotide messenger RNA. RefSeq lists its product as uncharacterized. The coding region runs from base 1 to 2220 and encodes 739 amino acids. The transcript is spliced from 10 exons. NCBI's taxonomy places the organism in Eukaryota, Fungi, Basidiomycota, Agaricomycetes, Boletales, Suillaceae. The record is from RefSeq and is a predicted model, not a curated record.